GGAGACUGUAGCCCGCGGAACCGAAGUCGAGCCUCGCCGGCAAGCUCCGGAGGGAGCUCUUUCUUAGUUGCACUGAGGAAAGUCUCCGCUCACGCGGUUGGCAGCUGACACCGGAAGCGACUGUGAGUCUUCUGCCCAAGCAGAGCUUUCCUCCACGAGACGCGCGGAAAGGUCGGGUACGCGGUUUGCACCGGUACUGGAGGAGUCCAGGGUAACCGGGAGCCGCGCAGCGAUGGAGCAGGAUGCGGGAGGCCGCACGGCCAGCGCGCUGUUCGCAGGGUUCCGGGCUUUGGGGCUUUUCAGCAACGACAUUCCACACGUGGUGCGGUUCAGUGCGCUGAAGCGCCGAUUCUAUGUGACGACCUGCGUGGGCAAGAGCUUCCACACCUAUGACGUUCAGAAACUUAGUCUGGUCGCAGUAAGUAACUCUGUUCCACAGGAUAUCUGCUGUAUGGCAGCUGAUGGGAGGCUAGUCUUUGCUGCUUAUGGGAAUGUGUUCUCUGCAUUUGCUCGAAAUAAAGAGGUAGUACAUACCUUUAAGGGUCAUAAGGCAGAAAUCCGUCUUUUGCAACCCUUUGGGGAUCACAUUAUCUCUGUUGAUAUUGACAGCAUUCUUAUUAUAUGGCACAUAUACUCAGAAGAAGAAUACCUGCAAUUGACUUUCGAUAAAUCAGUAUUUAAAAUUUCUGCAAUUUUGCAUCCAAGUACCUACUUGAAUAAAAUUCUUCUUGGCAGUGAACAAGGAAGCCUACAGUUGUGGAAUGUAAAGUCCAAUAAACUUCUAUAUACAUUUCCAGGAUGGAAAGUUGGAGUGACAGCUCUUCAGCAGGCACCAGCUGUGGAUGUGAUUGCUGUUGGUCUUAUGUCGGGUCAGGUUAUCAUUCACAACAUUAAGUUUGAUGAAACAUUAAUGAAGUUUCGUCAAGACUGGGGACCUAUUACUUCGAUUUCAUUUCGUACAGACGGUCAUCCAGUAAUGGCAGCUGGAAGCCCAUGUGGCCAUAUUGGACUCUGGGAUCUUGAAGACAAAAAAUUAAUCAAUCAAAUGAGAAAUGCACAUUCUACAGCAAUCGCCGGACUGACAUUUCUCCAUAGAGAGCCACUUCUUGUCACAAAUGGUGCUGACAAUGCUCUCCGGAUAUGGAUAUUUGAUGGUCCCACAGGUGAAGGACGGCUUUUGAGAUUCAGAAUGGGACAUAGUGCUCCUCUCACCAAAAUUAGGUAUUAUGGACAAAACGGACAACAAAUUCUUAGCGCAAGUCAAGAUGGAACUCUUCAGUCAUUUUCCACGAUACAUGAAAAAUUUAACAAGAGCUUAGGACAUGGACUAAUAAAUAAAAAGAGAGUCAAACGUAAAGGUCUUCAGAAUGCCAUGUCAGUGCGACUUCCACCCAUCACAAAGUUUGCAGCUGAGGAAGCUCGUGAAAGUGACUGGGAUGGUAUCAUUGCUUGCCAUCAAGGUAAACUAUCUUGCUCAACUUGGAACUAUCAAAGAUCUACAAUAGGCGCUUACUUUCUCAAGCCAAAAGAGCUGAAGAAAGAUGACAUAACUGCAACAGCAGUGGAUAUAACUUCUUGUGGAAACUUUGCUGUAAUUGGUCUUUCAUCAGGAACUGUAGAUGUAUAUAACAUGCAGUCUGGUAUACAUCGAGGAAGUUUUGGCAAGGAUCAAGCUCAUAGAGGGUCUGUCAGAGGUGUUGCAGUAGAUGGAUUAAACCAGCUGACAGUUACAACUGGUAGUGAAGGAUUACUCAAGUUCUGGAACUUUAAAAACAAAACUUUAAUCCAUUCUGUGACCCUCAAUUCAUCUCCAAAUAUGAUGCUGCUACACAGGGACAGUGGCAUUCUGGGACUCACCUUAGAUGACUUCUCCAUUUGUGUCAUGGACAUAGAAACUAGGAAGAUUGUCAGAGAGUUUUCUGGACACCAAGGCCAAAUAAAUGACAUGGCUUUCAGUCCUGAUGGUCGUUGGUUAAUAAGUGCUUCAAUGGAUUGCUCUAUUAGAACUUGGGACCUUCCUUCUGGGUGCCUUAUAGACAGCUUUUUGUUGGACUCAGCUCCUCUCAAUGUUACUAUGUCCCCUACCGGAGACUUUCUGGCCACUUCCCACGUUGACCACCUUGGAAUUUAUCUAUGGUCCAAUAUUUCCCUGUAUUCAGUUGUUUCAAUACGGCCACUUCCCACAGAUUAUGUUCCUUCAGUAGUGAUGCUUCCUGGUACUUGUCAAACCCAAGAUAUAGAAUUAGCAGAAGAAACCGUAGAACCAAGCGAUGAAAUGAUAGAGUAUGAUUCCCCAGAACAGUUGAAUGAACAGUUGGUGACUCUAUCACUCCUUCCUGAAUCACGGUGGAAAAGCCUUCUUUAUCUUGAUGUUAUUAAGAAAAAGAAUAAACCAAAGGAACCACCCAAAGUACCCAAAUCAGCACCAUUUUUUAUACCAACAGUUCCUGGCCUUGUACCCAGAUACGUGGCUCCAGAACAAAAUAAUGAUCCCCAACAGUCUAAAGUGGUAAAUCUUGGAAUUUUGGCUCAAAAAUCAGAUUUCUGCUUGAGACUCGAAGAAGGACUGGUAAAUAAUAAAUAUGAAGCUGCUCUUAACCUUCUGAAAGAAUUAGGCCCAUCAGGAAUUGAAAUGGAGCUUCGAAGCUUGUCUCCUGAUUGUGGCGGGUCUGUAGAAGUUAUGCAGAGUUUCUUAAAAAUGAUCGGGAUGAUGUUGGACAGAAAGCGUGAUUUUGAGUUGGCCCAGGCAUAUCUUGCUUUGUUUCUAAAGUUGCACCUUAAAAUGCUUUCUUCAGAGCCAACACUUCUAGAAGAAAUGACAAAGUUGUCAUCACAGGUGGAAGAAAACUGGAUCUAUUUACAAUCACUGUUCAAUCAAAGCAUGUGUGUUUUAAAUUAUAUAAAAAGUGCUUUGUUAUAAAAAUAAAUGUAAGUGACUAAAUAAAGAUUAAGUGGGUUCAUUUUAAUUCAUAUUUUGUUUUUCAGGUUUCAUUUUGGGAAAAAAAUGCUAGCAUUACUGACUAGUCAUUCCUCACUUUAAAUGCUAAAUACUUUCUUGAAAAAAAAUUAUACCAGCCUUUUGUUUAAAAGAAUCUACUUAAAUUAUUUGUUUUAGAGUCUCUUCACAUAGGUUAUACAUGACUUUUUUUGAAUUGUCAUCACCAACUCAUGUUUUUUGAAUAUUUGUAGCAUAUAUAAGAAAUGCUGGAUGUCUCCUGUAAAGUAUUGCUUAAUUAUACUGAAGAUAAAACUGGUAUAUAAUAUAGCUAUAAAAGUGCCUUCCUGAGAUGAAGUAAAAAGGCUUGUUUAUGUUUCCUUCUUGGUGGCCUCUGAUGAAAGCAUGGAUCAUUGGCUUUUAGAGCUGGAAGGAAGGCUUGUUAAACAACGCAGCCCUCUUGUAAUGCAGAAGAAGAAUCUGCUAAAUAAGGGCAGCUGGGGAUCUCAGUGAGAGAGCCAAACUUUGUAACACUGCCACAGUGCUGGCUCCACUGUAGCCUUCCUAAAGGAACUUGUUCCUUUUUCAGGAAUGUGAGAGGCACUUUUACAAGGCAAAUUGCUAUAGGAGACAGUUGAACAGGGAAACUCUGAAUUCUUUUGAAAAUGUCCUUUAAAGGUUUUCCUAAUUUUUUUAUUUGGCAAGAAAGUGCUGACUGUACUUUUCUCUCAUAACCAUUGUGAAACCAGAUAGCUCUGGAAGUUCCUCUUUUCUCAUCAUUAUUUUCUUGAUAUGGUUCAAAUCUUCAUCAAUAUGUUGAAUUAAAAACAAGCAAUUCUUAAAAGCACAGUGCUCCAAAAACAACUCAAAAGUAGUGUCAUUCAUAAAAUUCAGCUUGUUAUAUUUAAUGCCAGUAUCAUUCUCCUUAGUAUAAGAAGGUUUUACAGAAUAAUCGCCAGAAGGAACAAUUCUCACAAGAAGUUGUCAAUGAUAAUUUUAAAUUUUAAAUCUCAAAGUGUUUAAUGUAGAGGUAGAAUUAGUAAACUGUUAAAAAAAUAAGCCAAUCUGGUUUUGUACUCCGAGUUUUGUUUUUCUUUUAAAAGUGUCUAUAAAUUUAAUAAAGCCACUGCCUGAAAUGUUAAUGAGUUAAAUUCUAGCUUCAAAAAUUGUAUAUCCUUCUGCCCCAAAUACUAUAUUUUAAAGAUGUAGCAAAAUUCCAAUAUACAGUCAUGUACCAUGUGAAGAUUGUAAAUAACUGAAAAUAAGAGAGCUUAGCUGAGAUUGCAUUGCUUUUAUAAAUCUUGAACUGAAUUUUCUUCUUUUUUUCAAAUGAGACUACAGAAGUUGAGUGUAUUGUUUUUAUUGGAGAUAUUUUAUUUAGAUAAUAUUACAAUCUCAUUUUGGCAGUUAAUCUUCUAGAACCUUUCCUUUGUGUUUGCCAUCAAGAAAGGGAGAGAGAGAAAUACAAAGGGCAAUUUGUGCGUAUACGAGUAUACUUUCUUAAAAUGUAUCAGUCUGUGCAUACUGUUUUUCCAUUAAAAUUUAAAUUACAAAUGUAGUAUGUGACUACAUUUUACUUCUAAAAACAUCAGAGACAAGUCUAUUUUUGACAUUUUCAGUACCUUCUCUAGAAGGAACAGUUAACUUUCCAUCUAGACUUUUUUCUAUUAAUGUCUGUAGAUGUUAUAUAUAGCCUCAGAAAAUAAAAUGUAUAGUUUUGGUUUUAACAUAAACAUGUGUAUCAUUGUGCCACUUUUUUACUUGGUUUCUUUAUUUCAGUCUAAUCUUAUCUAAUCUCUACUUUUGUAGUGUUCCACAAUCUGUAUAAUCUAUAAUAGACACUUAGGUUAGGUUCCUUUUUCUUUGUUUCUAAUUGCAAACAAUGCUGAAAGAAUGUCAUCCUGUAUGUGUAUGUGAUUAGUUUUUGGGUUACUGGGUCAGAGUUAGGCAGUUGUAAAGAGAUACUUCAGUUGGCUUCUAAAACAGCUGUUAACAAGUUAUAGUUUCUUCUCAGCAAUGAAUGAAUACCUGCUCCCCAUAUCAUUAAGGACCCUUAAUAUUAGAUUUAAAAUAUUUUUAUAUUACCUAAUGGGUAAAAACUCAUUAUAAUUCUAAAAAUCUGAUGCUAGUGAGUUUGGACAUCUUUUAUAUGUUUAUGUUAGACUGUAUUUCUCAUGUGAAUUACCUUUUACACUGCUCAUUUUUCUACUGAAUGAUUUUUUUUUAAUAAUCUUACGUGUUUGUUAGUUUUUCCAUAGAAUUUAGAUACUAGUCUUUCAUGUCUGUUACCAAUGGUUUUUCCCAGUUGGUCACUUGUCUUUAACUGUACUUGUAUCUUUUUUAUAGCUGUUUUAUAUUUAUAUAGUCAAAUUGAUUAUUUUUAUGACUUUUAUUUCAAAAUAUAAAGCAUAUUCCGUAUUUUCUUCAAAGAUGUUUAUCCUGUAAGCAUCUAGAUCUUCAUCUGGAAUUGGGUUUUGUGAAGAGUGUAAAUAAGAUACAGAGCUACUUUUAUUGAAAAGUCCAACAAAUAUUUACUGAAGUGCAUUCUUUUCUCACUGAUUUCAAAUCUGUUCUAUGUGUUAAAUUCUUUAG
Rhinolophus ferrumequinum (greater horseshoe bat) is the source of this 5527-nucleotide messenger RNA. It is a transcript of the gene WDR36, whose product is annotated as WD repeat domain 36. The transcript is spliced from 23 exons. NCBI's taxonomy places the organism in Eukaryota, Metazoa, Chordata, Mammalia, Chiroptera, Rhinolophidae. Bases 233 to 2920 code for a protein of 895 amino acids. Gene Ontology annotation, cellular component: Pwp2p-containing subcomplex of 90S preribosome; small-subunit processome. Gene Ontology annotation, biological process: rRNA processing. Gene Ontology annotation, molecular function: protein binding. The record is from RefSeq and is a predicted model, not a curated record.